AUGUCUGUAUACUUUUAUAUUCCAAAUCUAAUUGGAUAUGCAAGAGUGAUAUGUGCUCUUGUCUUUUGUUACACAGGAAGCUUUGAUCCAAUUGUCUCAGCUGUUGCUUACUCUGUGAGUUAAUUGGGUGAUCUUUUUGAUGGAAUGGCUGCCAGAAAGUUCAAUUAAUGCAGUGUUUUUGGAAGUGUCUUAGACAUGGUAUUUCUUAUGAUUAAUAUCUCUAGGUCACUGAUAGAUUCUCUAAUGCUUGUUUGUUGGCAGUACUCUAUAAAUUAUAUCCCACCAUUGGAUUUUUGUUUUUAUGGGCAUUGGCCUUGGAUUUAUGUAGUCAUUGGUAUCAGAUGUACUCUACUUUAUAUUGUAAUGAAAAACAUCACAAAACAGCAGUCUCUAAAUACAAAAUUCUAGAGAUAUAUUACAAAGUACCAUAUAUGCUAUUCAUCAUGGUUUUAUUAAGCGAAGUAAUUAUAAUUCAUAUUUACAUUAAAGACUGCAAUGGUAACUUUGUAUUUGAAUGUAUUUAUUGAUUGGUUUUUCAUUUAAGCAUUAAUGUACGUAUCAGUUCCAUUCUUAUGCUUAAAACAUGUAAAAUAUUUAAUCAUCAUUUUAAUUAGUAUAUCAAUUUUAUUCAACUGAUGAGUGCUUCAGAUAAAAUUAUAGAAAAAGAAUCAAACAUUUAUUGA
This is a messenger RNA of Paramecium octaurelia, 683 nucleotides long. The record is from the annotation of a GenBank genome assembly. NCBI's taxonomy places the organism in Eukaryota, Ciliophora, Oligohymenophorea, Peniculida, Parameciidae.